This is a messenger RNA of Prosopis cineraria, 3131 nucleotides long. Its product is annotated as receptor-like protein EIX1. The record is from RefSeq and is a predicted model, not a curated record. NCBI's taxonomy places the organism in Eukaryota, Viridiplantae, Streptophyta, Magnoliopsida, Fabales, Fabaceae. Gene Ontology annotation, molecular function: protein binding. Gene Ontology annotation, cellular component: plasma membrane. Gene Ontology annotation, biological process: hormone-mediated signaling pathway. The transcript has 2 exons. Bases 295 to 2805 code for a protein of 836 amino acids.
UCGUGUGCAGGAAAUUCCAACUUGAAGAGUUGCGAAUAGACAGACAAGGAAGCCCUUUUCAAGUUAAAGGAUGGUUUCGCUGAUGAAGGGAACAUUCUUUCUUCCUGGGAAAGAGAAGUUGAUUGCUGCAAGUGGAAGGGAAUUUCAUGCAAUAAUUUAACAGGUCGUGUCACCCACUUGAAUCUCACAGCUUCUGAUUCUUCUGCUAAAUUGAAAGGUACUAUCAAUGCUUCAUUGUGUGAGUUGCAACAUCUAACUUCGUUGGAUCUCAGUUUUAAUGAUUUUGAAGGACAAAUGAUCCCAAAGUGCAUCGGUUCACUUGGUCAUUUGACAGUGUUGAAACUGAGAAAAGCUAAACUCACAGGCAUUAUUCCCAGCGAAUUGCAAAAUUUGUCCAAUAUUCAAACUCUAGACCUUGGAGGUAAUUACAAUUUGAUCUCGAAUAGCCUUGCGUGGGUUUCUCAUCUUUCUUCUUUGAGAUAUGUCAAUUUCAACUUAGUUGAUUUAAGACUAGCAACUGAUUGGCAAUCAUCCAUCAGCAAUAUCCCUUCUUUAUUAGAGCUUCACUUAGAUGAGACUAGACUUCCUCAAGUCAAUCCCCAAUCAUUUUCCUACACGAACUCUUCCUCUCAUCUGAAAAUCCUCAGUCUUGGACGAAACCAAUUAAACUCUUUGACUCUGUCUUGGGUGUUUAAAUUGAGCGAAGCCUUAGUACAUCUCGACCUCUCAUCCAAUUCUUUACAGAAUAUUCCUUCAAAUGCCUUCAUAAAUAUGACUUCUCUUCAAUAUCUUGACCUUCAUAACAAUAAACUUGAGAGUGACACAAUAAAAUUCGUUUGUAAUUUGUGCCAGCUCAAGGUGUUAUUGUUGUCUACCAACUAUUUGUCUGGCCAACUUAAUCAAUGGAUACGACAACCAUGUUGUGUCCAAAAUGGAAUAGAGGAGUUAGAUCUCACUCAAAACCCCUUCAACAAUGGACCCUUUCCUAAUUUUUCGACAUUCUCAUCUUUGGUGAGACUACGCCUUAGAGAAACGAAUCUUUAUGGGUCAAUUUCACAUAUGAUCCCCCAAUCUUUUAGGCCCUUGUGUAGCUUGAAACAUUUGGACCUAAGUUACAACUAUUUGAGUGGGUUAUUGCCUGAGUUCACACAAUUUACAUCAUUGGAAACUCUCGAUUUGUCAAAAAAUGAGUUUAAUGGCACUCUUCCGUGGACUGUUGGUCAGCUUUCUAGCCUCGGCGAGCUGAUACUUUCUUCAAAUAAAUUGAGCGGAGUGAUCAACGAAGCACAUCUAUCAUCUCUAUCAAAUUUGAAGGUUUUGGAUGUCUCAUGCAAUUCCAUUUCUUUCAACUUCAAUUCAAAUUGGCUGCCAUCUUUUCAAUUGUACGAGUUAUCUGCAUCAUCAUGCAACUUGGGUCCUAACUUCCCUCGAUGGCUCAGAAAUCAAAAGAGACUUGAGUGGCUGGAUAUUUCUCGUUGUGGAAUUUUUGAUUCCACUCCUGAAUGGUUUUGGGGCUUAUCUCCAGGUUUGAAAUACUUGGAUUUUUCUGAUAGCAAAAUUCAUGGCAACUUAACAAACCUCUUAACGCAAAAAGAAUUGCAUGUUCUUGACAUGUCUAAUAAUUCGUUGUCAGGAACACUUCCCAAUUGCUGGGAGCAUUUUCAAGACUUGAAGGUUUUAAGUUUGGGCCAUAAUAAUUUGUCAGGUAGAAUACCAAGCUCAGUUGAUUCUUUGGAAAACAGUAAGGUUAUCAUGUUAAAUGACAACAACUUCUAUGGUGAAAUGCCAUCUUUCACGCAUUCCACCAGGUUGAAGCUCAUUGAUUUUGGACAGAACAAUUUGAGUGGAAACUUACCUAAAUCGAUGGGGAAUAACUUGCCUAAUUUGAUUGUUUUGGAUCUACGGGAAAAUAAGCUACAAGGAAGCAUACCUACAAGUUUAUGUAAUCUAGAACAACUUAAAGCUUUGGACCUUGCUCAUAAUGAGAUUACAGGAAUAAUACCUCAUUGCCUCGAUCAGAUAGUUUCCAUGACAAGUAACUUUUCAUCAGACAUUUCUCAUUCAACUAAUGAGGAUAAUUUUCGGGAUAAUUUUUUGGAUAAUUUUGUGGAGAUGUAUUUUGAGAAACCAGGAGAUCAGUUUUCUUUCGACAGAGUGGGAACUGAGGUUAUCCUCCCAGGUCUUCCUGUCUAUUUCCUAAUAGGGAUUGAUCUUUCUAGCAAUCACUUACAAGGGGAGAUCCCAGAUAUCAUAACAAAACUUUUGGCAUUGCAUCUUUUAAACCUUUCAAACAACAAUCUCACCGGAUUCAUUCCCAAUAACAUGGGCCAGCUACAAGAUUUGGAGUUGCUUGAUUUAUCAAGAAAUUAUCUUUCUGGUGGAAUUCCAGCUAGCUUCUCAAGUUUGCAUUAUCUCACGUUCUUGGAUUUGUCCUUCAACAGUUUAUCAGGAGAAAUUCCUCGCGGCUCCCAAUUGGACACCUUUGGCGCUUACGCUUACACAGGAAACCAAGGACUUUGUGGCCCACCUCUCAGUCAAGAUUGUCUGAGAGAAGCACCAAGUUCUGAUCAUUCAGACCCUGAUCAACUAAUAAGCCUGGGAUUUUACAUCAGCAUGUUUUUUGGAUCCACCAUCGGAUUUUGGGGAGUCUGUGGAACUUUGAUCCUCAAAAGUUCAUGGAGACAAGCCUAUUUUCAAUUCUUCAGUGACAUGAAUGAUUGGAUUUAUGUCCAAGCAUUCCUCUUCAUGGCAAGAUUGAAGCGAAGAUUUCAACACUCAGAGGUACCUGGAGGAGCAAAUCGCUGAAAUUGCCAACCUAGUGACCUAACUACUGCUAGGGUGCCCGGGACCUCUACUCAUGUGCUCAUUCCUUGUUGAGUGAUUCAAUGCUAAAAUAAUGGCUUUUCCUGUAUUAUUGUUGUUCUUGUUGUUGUUGUUAUCCCUCUUCUUUUGUCUUUUUUCUUUUUUCGCUGCUGCAAAUUUGUUUUCGGCCUGAAUAUGUUAUUGUGAGAGAUAACAGAAAAUUGAGUCGGUUCACGCUGGGUUUGGUUAGGAUGGCUUUUAAUUUAAUUUAUUUUAGUUUAGUUUAUAGGUAUCACAUCUGCAUAAUUGUUGAAAAAAAAAGAUAUUGA